AUGCUCGACGCUCAGGAAAACUCAACAUUAACGUCCGACUUUGAUUCCCUUCACAUAUCUCUUGAUUCACGCCCUCCUCCUGGCUUACAGACUCCCGCCAUCCCAUCCAUCACUGAAGCCCAGAAUCCAUGGUCAGAGGAGCAGCUGAAGCUCGAUUUGAAGCCAGCACAUACCCCAGAUCCAACAGCGAUUAACGCCGCUUCACCAUCUGUUUUCGCUGCACCUGCAGACUUAAUCAACAACGCUCUCGAUCACCAAGUGCGUGUUAGCAAGGAUGUUCUGACUCAGUUUGAUCCUUUUACAAACGAGGACGAGCUGAGUGCGCACCAGGCCUGGGCCAGCUCAGAAGGGCAUCCACCACCUCCCCGAAUUCCAUCGCGGCCGAGUAGUCGAGCACACUCUAGGUCUGCCUCGAAGGACAUUCAACGUGAUGGGCCUUCUUCCAGAUCUGGUUCACCCUCUCCACAACCAUCGACUUCUUCCGCCUCAUCUGCCUUCCCAUCACUCGCUGCAAUAGCUAGGACCUUCUCCAUCCCUAGCGUGGCGACUAGAGCGCGCCCUCGGCCCUUGUCAAUGGAUGCGGCCAAACCCAUUGCCACCCCCUCGCCUACAACCGUGUCCUCAUUUGCACAGCAACAGUCUCAGUCUACUGCGCCAUCACCGCUUUCCAAGCAGAUUCCUCUUCCGUCUGAUUAUGCUGCCUCGAAGACACAAAGCGCACCGGACACCCGGUCCGCGACUCCAGCUAUUACAUCGCCAUCUGGAUCAGAGUCUCCACGCAAGGAUAAGGACCCUUCUUUCAACUUCCAGAAGUUCCUCGACCAGAUGAAGUCUAGGGGUGCCGAACCACUUGGCAAAUACGUGCGAUCGUUUCUCAGCAACUUCACGAAACGGACGUUUACCGUCAACGACCAGAUCAAGAUAAUCAAUGAUUUCCUGGGCUUCAUUGCCACGAAAAUGCGGGAAACGGACAUUUGGAGAAAUGCAACGGAGGAAGAAUUUGACAACGCAAUGGAAGGAAUGGAGAAGCUAGUGAUGAACCGGCUUUAUGAAUACACGUACACGCCUUGUCUUCCUCUCCUCACUCCACCCCGACCAGUCACAGCCGAUGACCUCGAACGCGAUCGUGUGUUGUCUCAACGAAUUGCGUUGUUUAGCUGGGUACGACCCCGACAUCUUGAUAUACCCGAACUCGAAUCCGACGAUAACGAUGGAAACACUGGAUUUUUAGAAUUUGCUCAACAGGAACUUUGCAAAGUGAAUCACUACAAGGCUCCACGGGAUAAACUCAUCUGCAUUCUGAACUGCUGCAAGAUCAUCUUUGGUUUGAUACGACAUUUACGCAAGGACGAAGGUGCAGACUCUUUUGUGCCGAUAUUGAUUUACGUGGUCUUGAGAGCGAACCCUGAGCAUUUACUUUCGAACGUUGAGUUUAUAAAUCGCUUUCGAAAUCCCGCGAAGCUACAGAGCGAGGCGGGUUACUAUCUUUCAAGCCUCAUGGGUGCUGCAGAAUUUGAAAGAAAUGUAGAGGCAGCAAUCCAAACACUCCCUCCGUCACUUCCUUCUUCACCAACCAUAGCCCAAGGCUCACAAACCCCGAAUCAACUUCCACGUCAAUCUCCACACGCAGGAGAAGAAUCUGCACAACCGCUCGCUCUCGCCGUCCCAUCAUCAGCCCAGAAUCUCACAAUUGGCGAGGAUGCUCGAAAGUUAUUGCAGAAAACCGGGGAUGUGGUCUCAAAACCUCUCGGUGCCAUCAGUCGUAUAUUCAGCGAGGCACUAGAUGAAAAGAUGGGCUACCUUCCAGGACCGUUUGCGCCCUUUGAGCUUGGUAGAGAAGAGCGGGAGAGACACUGGUCACACCCUGACCAGGUUGCUCAGUUUGCUGGUGGUACUCCGCACACACCGACAGGCAGUGAGGGACUUCAGGCGCCCAUGCAAACACCUUACAAGCCCCGCGUCCGUCGUACGUCGCCUGUUCCAACUCCACCCACGCACAUGGGGUACUCUUACGGAGCCGACGAAACCCCAAGUAGACCUGGCUCUAGAGGGCCAUAUGUACACCAAGCACUUGCGCUUGGUCCUGCUCAACCAUUACCUCCCCCCAACGCUAUUCCACAGCACCUUCAACCACCUUCUGUAGGUCAACAUAUAUCUCGUACGCCCACUCCCUCGCUGGACCUUACUGCUGUCGAAGCAGAAAUCGACCGAGCGCAUGCACAGGCGAGCGCUGCUGCUCGUGCGACUCUAGCCCAGAUUUUCCCAGGAGUGGACCCAGAGGUACGCGACUGGGUACUGGAGGCCAACGGAGGGGAUUUGGGCAAGAGCAUAGAAGGGCUCUUGGAUAUGGCUGGAGGAUCAUGA
Messenger RNA from Suillus fuscotomentosus, 2364 nucleotides. RefSeq lists its product as uncharacterized. Gene Ontology annotation, molecular function: guanyl-nucleotide exchange factor activity; ubiquitin binding; small GTPase binding. Gene Ontology annotation, biological process: vesicle-mediated transport. Gene Ontology annotation, cellular component: endocytic vesicle; cytosol. The record is from RefSeq and is a predicted model, not a curated record. The transcript is spliced from 9 exons. NCBI's taxonomy places the organism in Eukaryota, Fungi, Basidiomycota, Agaricomycetes, Boletales, Suillaceae. The coding region runs from base 1 to 2364 and encodes 787 amino acids.